CCUUCCUUCCUUCCUUCCUUCCUUCCUUCCUUCCUUCCUUCCUUCCUUCCUUCCUUCCUUCCUUCCUUCCUUCGUAACCCAGGGGCUUUGCACUGACUGAAAGUGCUUUUGAUCUUUUGCAGGAAAUACCCCUGCAGAGGAAGGUAAGUUUGUACAAUCUCUGUGCAGAUGUGUGCUAACAAAAUAAUGUGCAGUCAAUGUUUCUAAUAUCGACACCUCGCAGCUCAGAAAGAUGUUGGAGGGGCAAAAAGGAAUCUUGUGCAGCACCUAGGCAGACAGGCGCAUCAACCAGCCAGACUUUUAAUCCUUUCUUUCUGAGUAUUCCUCCCAAGUCCACCUCAACAACUCCCUUCUAUCAUCAGAAAGUCUGGGAAGAAAACACUCUAACUCAAAUGCAGUGUCAAAAAGCAGGCAUUCCUUUUAAUUCAGGACACAUACCGGGCAACUUGGCAGAUAAAGCAUGCUUGAAACUCUUGGAGUUCAGGUUCAACAUUUAAACAGUAAAGACAUGCAACAUUUUUACCAGAAAUGAUGUACAUAUUCAUUAUUUUUUCAAGAGCUUUUUAAUGUAUGCUGGUGUCUCUUUGGGCAUACGUGGUGCAUCUCAUGGUGCUGUAUGACCACCUACUUCCUUAUUUCCGCUUUAGAUUCUUCACAGUGAAUUUUGGACUACCUUCAGCUUUUUUCCCCCAUUUGGCAAAUUUCCAGUUUGUUGCGCCAUAAUGAACAACUUUUUAUCUUGCUACACCAUAACUCAAAACAAAUUUACAUGAAACACCCGGUGGAUACAAGGGAGCUCCCAGUACAUACUAUUGGGAUAGAUAAAAAGUGGUCGUUGUGGCUUCAGUGAAGCAAGGAUCACGCAAAACAAUUCACAUACCAAGCAAAGCUAAACUGGAAAAUCUUAGAACAAGCACACAUGAAGUCCUUUUGGCAAACUAAUUUAUCUGUUCUUAAACAAAUGUGUGUAGUUUGGUUGGUUUUCUUUUUUGCUAAACAAGCCUAAAUGAAAGGGGAAAAAAAUCCUGUAAAAAUGUCCUAGAAGAGAAGGAAUUCAGACAAAACACCAUUGUAGACAACUCAGGAGGACAUUGCUGGCUUCUGGGUUCAUUCUACAGGCAGAAUCUUCCCUUUCUCCCCUUUAGGGACACAUCUCAGGUGAGACAGCACUUGGCUGUACAGAGUACUUCCCCAUGAAACUUAGAAAUCCCUAUAGAGUAAUUCCCUUUUUCUUUUCCUUUCACAUUCUUGGUUCCUGCACAUGUGCUGCUGACACUGUAAUUAUCACAGGUGAUCCAAACGAAUCUGUGAUCUGUUGCUGAAAUAAACAGCAUGAUUCGUUACACUAGCCAUGAGAGCUCUCAUGGAAUAGAACAAGGCUCCUUAAGAGUGGCCAUGUGAGUCCACUCAGACACGACUGGACUUACAGCACAGACUUGAAUAACUACCCCUUAAUGCAAAAGUGGGUUGCCUGAGUCCAUUACACAGUUGAAUGGUUUUAAUUAAAAGUCUGAAUAAACAAGUCAAAGACCAGGAAGAAUAGCCAAGUAAUCUGGACAUGAUAAUGACUCGCCAGAAUUAUUUUCCAGCUGCAAACCCUUCCUUCCCCACAAGGAUGGGACUAUGAAGGGGCUGCUCAAGCAAUCAGGUUCACAUGCGUUGUCCUCAACAUCUGGAGCGCCUGACUCUUGGAGGUUGAGGAGUCAGCAUUCAUUGUUUGCAGUAGGGGGAACUGGAGGAGAAAACAAAAAUGAUCCAGUGAGCCUCUGGGACCUCUAUCUUCAGGGGAAGAUUGGUCAAAUUACUUCAGGGUUUCAAAGCUUUUAACAUUUCCCCCAAAGAAAGCAAGCAACAGACAUGUAGGAGCCCACAGGUACAGGCCCUUGGAGCUGUCAUGGACAUGAAGUCUCUCAUGGGCAAAUCCAGGUGACUCUCUCACUCUUCACAUGGUUUCUUUUACUUUUCCAUUUCUCCAUCCAUUCUCUUAAUAGUUGUAAUACCUUACAACAACACAAUUCUGCAACUCCUUUUCUCAGUAUUUCCAAUUGUCUCAUCCAAACCUUGUUUCAUUUUAUCCAGUGAAGGCUUAUGCCAUUGACUUCAGCUCAUUCAGGCUUAUUCCUGUGACUCCAGCUCAGCUGCCUGAUCUCUAAGAUCAUGGCAUUGCCAUUUCAGGAGAAUUUGGACGGAGAAGUGCACCAUUUUCCUGUCUUUUCUCCUGUCUGCUUACCUGCUUUGUCCUGAGCUCUCCAGGAAGCUGCAGAAGGAAAAGAGACAGAAGGGUUUUGUGAAUCUCAUGCACAGUUGGGUAAUUGUAAGCCUGUCUUCUGCUUCCUUCUGAUGUGCAGUUAUUGCCAUCACUGUGAUUUUAUCCAUGGCGUGAUGUUACCUAAAGCAGCAGUACAUAUUCCAAGAAAACAAAGAUUUUAAACCACUUACCCAACUCAGUUUCUAGUGCAUCUGAAAGAAGAAGAUAUUGUCAUUAUUUUGGAACAUAUUCUAGUUACUAACACCAGUAAUCAUUGUAGAGAGUCUUCUCAGUUUUACUUUUCGACUCUGGACAAACCCAGACCUCAACACAAGCCCUCAACACAAGCCCAGUCAUGAGAAAAGUUUCAGGAAACUCUCUUUCAAGCGAAUUUUCAGCAAAUAAAUGAGCAUUUCAGAGACUUUAAGGAAGACUCUGCUAGCUGGUAGCUUCUGAUGUAGAACUAUAAUCAUAGAUUAGAGUUAUGCCUCAUCCAUUCUUAAGAAAGAAGAUUGUGUUCAUACUUACAUUAAAGUAUCAGAAAGAGAGAAGCUUAAACAACCUUUAGCAAAUUGUUUAAAAUGCUGCAUGCAGAAUUCCAAAAUGUACUCCCACUUAUCUAGACGAGAAAGAAGCCAUUUUAAUCCAGGGCUGAAACCAUUCCCUGGGGAAUGUAAAGGGCAAACAGCCACCUCGAUACUCAUGCAGACCUCACAUUUGUGAGCACACAGCAUUGUUUCAACCAGGCUUUCAUUCCUUACCUGAAUGGCAUGAACCAAAUGAUCCAUUUUAAAUACAGCUUGUAUUGCAGAACUGAAGAAUCUUUGUCACUUUGCAGUUGUCUUGCAUUCCCUGAACACAAGUGCUUUCAUUUUCCCUACUUAUACAGAUAGUGGACUUCAGUGGCUUGCUCACUGAAGUUGACAAAUAUGAAAGACUGAACUUCAACCCUAGGAAAUUACUGCCCUUUGGUCCAAAGGAUUGCAGGAGAUACCUGAAGGUUUGAUUUUCCUACACACCUGGGUCCAACGUGCAGCAACACGUUUGUGUUUCAACCACUUUCAUACCUUUGCAGAACAAUUCAUAUGCUAUUAUGAUUUUCUGGCAAUUACUGCAUUAAAAUGGAAAACAGCAUCAACAGGAGACAGAGAAACCAGAAUCAGUAGUUGCCUAAGUCCGUUAUCCUUGAGAAUGAUUUGUAAUCAGAAAUAUGAAUAUAGAAGUCAGAGACCAAGUAGGAAAUUGAAGUAAGCUAGAAACGCAAUGAUUUAAUUACACCAGAUUUAUUCAAAUCCUGGUUGUAGCCCUGCCUCAUUAAUUCCCUUGUGAUAGCAGAAAUCCUUGACCUUCCCUGGGAACAACUCUUUUCAUAGACCUUACAGAAAUUUUUUGUUUCUGAACUCUACCGCUAGAUCUGAUUUGGUUAAAAACGAUCAGAGUAGCUUAAAAAGCCAGAAAGGUGAAGGAGACUGGAACGCUUUAUGUUCAGAAUCCUGAUUUCCACAGCCAUGCUUUUGCUUAAGGAAUAAAUGCAUAAAUAAAUAAAUGAAAGCAAACAAACCAACAGAAAAAAGAAAACAAAAAAAAAAUCCAGUAAAAUCAGAAUCACCGAAGUCCAAAAAUGAGUAAACUUCCAAUGUGGUUGUUUUCAGAUCUUGAAUGGAACAUAAAAAGUAUUACAUGAGAAAACACACUUCCAAGAUCUAGGCAUGUCAACAAAGAGAGCUCAACAUUCAAAUAUGUGAUAGGAAAAACAAAAUAAAACAUACUAAUAACAAUAUACCUAACAAUCUGUUCAUUAUAUACUUGUAAGUCUUAUUGCAGCGCUUUCUGGCUAAAUGCUGGUUGAAGAGAGAGCUGGUUUGCACAGGGGAAUGAGGAGGAAUAUCUCUACCUUGUUUGCCCCAGUGUAUGGAAAUGGAUCGGGAGGCAAGAUGAUAUUUUUGUCUUUCAGCAUGAAUUCUGACAUUUACAUUUUUCCCAAUCAGUCUGGUCAAGCCUCUCUAUCCUAUUGGACGUCAAAAAUGCAAUCACAAGUUUCCCUGGUAAUAAAGAUAUAAGGACAAAGGUUCAAAACUACCAUAUCCCUUACAUAAGUCUUAAGGUUCGUUCUAUUCAGGUAAGAAAUUAUAUUUUUUCUACAACCAUAAGGAAAAUCUCCUGCAUUUACAAUGAUACUGGAAUUAAUUGCUGUAGAUUUAAUGGAAUGCACUGACAGACAUGAACCUGCUUGCUGUAGCUGCAUUGUUAUUCGGGUGGGAAUGCCUCCCUCUGACUUGAUUUUUAUCAGUUACUGGAAAUGUGAGAAAAAGAAAACCACACAGAAAGGUGGAGGAGAGCAGGAAAUGUUUUGUCUCCAAUUAGUGAGAUUUAAAGACAUGACACCACUUAAUCUUUACUGAGUACAUGAUGAGUGUGGAUUAGUUCAGCAAUGACUUUGAAAACCAAGUUCUUUGCAGGAAGUUGGAAAGAGUUACCUUUGUUAAAUCACAAGUUUCUCCUUAAAAUGCUCAUGGAAGUCAACGGGGAGAUUGGUAUAGGAACACUUUGCUUAGGAAGUUAUCCAUGAAGGUGGUUCCGUUUUGUUUUGUUUUUCAUUAAGAGAGAAAGAAGAGAAAGAGCUUUUUGCUACAAACAAAAGAUAAAAUAAUGUUAACUUCUCACUGAUUGAAAAUAUAGCCAAGGAAGGUAAUGGAGUUUCUGGAAGACAAAGGUAAGCAUGGACAACUGAACAGAGCAGACAAAGAUCAUAUUGCUUUUGAAUGAUUUACAAUAGGUAGCUAAAUUUGAUAGAUCUGUUAAGACAGAUGCUCUGCAAGUGUCAUUGCCUUUGACUGCAUGCAACACAAUGUCUUCAUCUUUGUUCAUACUUUUCCUCAUUAUAUUACAUGUGCAUUUAUGCCUGUUAUUUUACACUGAACACACGCAGAGACCAAAGGAGUCCCACAGGAAUUUCACCUGGAAGAUUUACUUUCGGUCGUGUUGAUGAUUAAGAAACCUGGAUAAUGUUGGGUUUCCCGUCUUGGAUGUUGACACCUUUUCAAGUUCUGGCUUUUCAACACUUAUCAUGCUUGAUUACAGGUCAGUUUAUUAGCUCUUCUCGUCGUAGUUCCAUCACUGGAGUCAUUGGAGAAGGGGUCAUUUUGCCUUGUUAUGUGGUAGCAGAGAACAUUCCUGAGAUAUUCUCUGUCCAGUGGAUAUUUAAUGGACAGUCUGAAAAAAUAACAGUGAGCACAUACCAUGGAAAAAAUAAAAAUGAAAAGCAAGAUGAGAGAUAUCAGGGCAGAAUAGAACUCUUCCACAGUGAAUUUAAAACUGGAAACAUGUCUCUGCAUUUGAAGAAUAUCAGAAGUUCUGACAAAGGAUUGUAUACCUGUGUGGUCUCUUUCAAUGAUGAGCACCAUGAUGAGCUGAUCGAACUGCAAGUAGCAGCUAAAGGUGGUGUGCCUUCCAUUUUCCUGAGGAGUCCCAGGAAAGAGGGCAUUGGCCUCACCUGCCAUGCAGAUGGGUGGUUUCCUAAACCUGAAGUGAUUUGGUUGGAUGGCCAAGGACAGAUCAGGAAGGAACUAUCAACCACAAAAGUUUUGAUGAUGCCUUCAGGCCUGUACAGUGUCCUGAGUUCCAUGAACCUAAUACCAGGAUCUGACAUGGAAGUCUCCUGCAGGGUAGUUAACAAUGUCCUGAAGACAAUGAGCGAAUCCCGAGUGCUGAUUUCAGAUAUUUUCUUCCCCUCCAUUUCAAAAUGGCCGGUUGCCUACCUGGUAAUUUUAUGUGCCAUCGCAGUCCUAAUUUGUGUUGUAUUUUUUAAGCUAAAACGUAACCACAGGAAAACAAUUAAUGCAGUACAAUUGAAGAAAACGAUGGAAGAAGAACAUGAACAACUGAAGUUGAUGUUAGAACAAGAGAAAGCCAAAAAUCGAAGAGAAAAAUCCAAACUCAAAGGCCGCUUUGGUAAACUGAAAGCUGAGCUGGAUUUCUGGGAAGCCCAGAGCUAUGCAGUUCCCAUUACUGUGAAUCCUGAAUGCCAACUCCUUGAGAUCCAAGUGCCAGGAGCUCCAAGUGUUGAGGACAUUGCAUGUGAACCUGCUGACCUGAGCAGCCCCUCCACAAUCCCUGUCCUGGUGGCAAAGGAAGGGUUUGCAUCUGGGAAACACUACUGGGAAGUGGAUGUGGGCCAGCAGCAGGACUGGAUGCUGGGGGUCAUAAGGCAGAAAGGGAAACGAGAAGAGCAAGAGACACUUGGUAGGGAGGACUACUGGGCUCUGCAGAAAUCCAGGGGAGACAUUUUCUCUAUCAAGGGAAACAUCAGUUUUGAGAAGGAGGAGAUGAAUGACUCAGUGAUUGGUGUGCUUCUGGACUUGGAGGAAGCACAGAUAAACUUUUACGAAGCUCAUCAGAUGUCCACCAUGGUAAAAAUAUCUAUAAGUCUCGGAAAGGAACCUACAGAAAUGUUUUUCCCAUUUUUAUCCAAAGGAGGAGAGGCAGACGCACCUGUUAUCCACCCAGUAUUAACCCCCGUGCCUUUGGAGCCACUGUAA
Messenger RNA from Lagopus muta (rock ptarmigan), 6786 nucleotides. RefSeq names its product butyrophilin subfamily 2 member A1-like. The record is from RefSeq and is a predicted model, not a curated record. Lineage: Eukaryota; Metazoa; Chordata; Aves; Galliformes; Phasianidae. Gene Ontology annotation, molecular function: protein binding. The coding region runs from base 5254 to 6786 and encodes 510 amino acids. The transcript is spliced from 12 exons.